AAGUAAAUGAAUUUGGCGAAUAUAAUGAAAUAUUAGGAGAAUAUAUUACAGAAGAUAAUGAUAAAGAACCUGAAGAAGAACCCGAACUUGAACAAAUUCAUGAUUAUACUUUACAAACUCCUGAAAUAACAUGUCAUGUAAGAAAACAAUACGAAUUAUUCCCACCACAUAAUGAACAGUCUGACAUAUUGCCUGAAAUCCAAAUGCUAAUUAAUAGUUUACUAGUUCCCUAA
Molecule: messenger RNA, 233 nt
Organism: Funneliformis mosseae
Lineage: Eukaryota; Fungi; Glomeromycota; Glomeromycetes; Glomerales; Glomeraceae
Source: the annotation of a GenBank genome assembly